AGUACAAUGGGAAACGCGGAAAUUUCUGUAGUCGUGCAAAUUGUAUGUGUGCCACAUUGAAUUUUAAGGCUGCCUCGUUCACAUAAGACUUUUUAUGACGUACAUCAUUUAUUGGGCGCUGGUGCAUGCUGUUGAAUUGCCUUAUAAAUACGUGAAGCCCAGACGCCAGGAGUGAUUGACAGAGAGAGAAAAAGAGGAGCGUAUGUGUUUUGGAAUGGCCGGGGGUAGAAGAGGAGCAAACAGGACCACGUACUGCAGGUCUCCACUGAACAGUGAGACAGGCUCAGUUGGAAAUGGCAACCACUCCACCAGCUCCCCGGUGACUGGGGUGCGAUCACGAACAAGGAAUGGUUCUGGAACAGGUAUGUCCAGUCCUCCACUGGCCACCCAGACUGUGGUCCCCCUGAAGCACUGUAAGAUUCCGGAAUUAUCCAUGGACCGGAACGUGCUGUUUGAGCUGCAUCUCUUUGUCUGCCACCUCAUUGCACUGUUUGUCCACUAUGUCAACAUCUACAAGACCGUCUGGUGGUACCCCCCUUCACACCCCCCCUCGCACACCUCCCUGAAUUUUCACCUCAUUGACUACAACCUGUUGGUGUUCACCGUCAUUGUGUUGGCACGCAGAUUGAUAGGAGCAAUUGUGAAAGAGGCGUACCAGAGUGGGAAGCUCUCUUUCCCUCACUCCAUCCUGGUGGCAGCUCGUUUUGCGGUGCUCACGCUCACGGGCUGGAGUCUGUGCCGUUCACUCAUAUACCUGUUCAGAACCUACUCAGUGCUCAAUCUGCUCUUCCUCUGUUAUCCCUUUGGCAUGUACAUCCCCUUCCUCCGUCUGAACUGCGACUUCCGACGGGCAGGCUCCCUCUCUCCCAUCGCCAGCAUCGGCUCUAAAGAAGUUGGCGGCAUGACGCGGGGUCGGGAUUACUUUUCAGUGCUAAAGGAGACGUGGAAGCAGCACACCAGCCAGCUGUACAGAGUACAGGCCAUGCCCACGCACGCCUGCUGUCUCUCUCCGGACCUCAUUCGCAAAGAGGUGGAGUACCUAAAGAUGGACUUCAACUGGCGUAUGAAGGAGGUGCUGGUCAGCUCCAUGCUCAGUGCUUACUACGUGGCCUUUGUGCCCGUGUGGUUCGUCAAGAGCACACAGUAUGUUGACAAGCGGUGGUCCUGUGAGCUUUUCAUCCUGGUGUCGGUGAGCACCUCAGUCAUCCUAAUGCGUCACCUCCUGCCUCCGCGCUACUGCGACCUCCUUCACAAAGCAGCCGCACACCUGGGCUGUUGGCAAAAGGUCGACCCCUCGGUCUGCUCCAACGUGCUCCAGCACAUAUGGACAGAAGAAUACAUGUGGCCUCAAGGAGUCCUGGUCAAACACAAUAAAAAUGUCUAUAAAGCCAUGGGGCAUUACAAUGUAGCAGUACCCUCAGACGUUUCACAUUAUCGCUUCUAUUUUUUCUUCAAUAAACCGCUUCGAAUAUUGAACAUCCUCAUCAUCCUUGAAGGAGCGAUGAUAUUUUAUCAGUUGUAUUCACUGAUAUGUUCAGACAAGUGGCAUCAGACGAUAUCUUUAGCUUUAAUUCUCUUCAGCAACUACUAUGCUUUCUUCAAAUUGCUUAGAGACAGAAUAGUGCUCGGGAAAGCAUACUCAUAUUCGGCAAACUCGUCAGACCAGAAGCUGAGUUGAGAGAAUCUAAAUUAUUGUCAGGCACUCUUCACAGAACAGUGGAAAACAUGCAUGAGAGCUUUUUAUUUUUUCUACAAAUUGCAGUUUUUGUCACUCUGUUCAUGUUCUGACCUGCCAUAAUAA
Molecule: messenger RNA, 1801 nt
Organism: Chanos chanos (milkfish)
Lineage: Eukaryota; Metazoa; Chordata; Actinopteri; Gonorynchiformes; Chanidae
Gene: tmem39b
Product: transmembrane protein 39B
Exons: 9
Coding region: 203-1678 (491 amino acids)
Cellular component (GO): membrane
Source: RefSeq, a predicted model, not a curated record